This is a messenger RNA of Closterium sp. Naga37s-1, 1466 nucleotides long. The record is from the annotation of a GenBank genome assembly. Lineage: Eukaryota; Viridiplantae; Streptophyta; Zygnematophyceae; Desmidiales; Closteriaceae.
GACUCUCGUGGAAGAACAGACCGAGUCGGUCGCGCUGUGGCCUCCGAGAGAAUGUCGACGAUCUAUAUUGCCUUCACCAUCUGCGGGAUUUUCGCCGUCAUAUCGGGCCUGCCUUCGCGGACCGCUGUGACGGCGGCAUGGUCAGCGUCAGUGGGGCAUCACACAGCAGGCUUGGGACACCACCAUCAUUAUCACGCAACCAGCCCGCACGGCAAUUCUUUCAGCCAAGAUCCGUCUCAAGACAGUCACAUCCAGUACAGCCCCACUACCGCUACAGUCACGACGAACAUGACUUACUGCGUCAGGUUGAGUGGGUGCGGCAGCAGCGAGAGGGGGACAGUCAGCCCCCGCCGCUCUUCACUGCUGUCGCUGCCGCUGCUGCGUCAGGCGAAUCCUUUCUCCUCGACUUCCCUCUCAGACGGGCUGCUGCUACAAAUGCUGCUACAACUGCUGCUACAACUGCUGAUACAACUGCUGCUACAACUGCUGAUACAACUGCUGCUACAGCUGGUUUCACAACUGCUGCUGCUACAACCGGAGAUGCCAGCCUGAAAGCCCACAGGAGGAGGAGGAGGCAGCGAACAGUGAUCAUCGGACCAGUGUCCCUGCAAUGGGUCGCCGCAGGGUACCAGCCGUCUCCGAAGAGCCCGAAAGGCCCCUGCACGGCGCUCAAGAGAGUGUUCAUAGUCCGAGUCAAGUCGGCUGCUGACUUCGCCGCCAGGGCCUCUCUCCCGCGCACCACCACCGUCAUUCUCUAUUUACAGAAAGAUUUGUCGCUGCCGCAAGGGGUUCUGUUCCAGCGGCAGCAGUCGUGCACGAUACUCAUGUCAGCAAAAUGGCCCGGUUACACGCUGACGGGUGGUAACCCUAUGUAUCCGGUGCUGCGCGUGUGGAACACGAGCAACGUGGUGUCGCUAAACGUGAACUACCACCUGCCGGUGACGGAGAGCAGCCCCGAGUGCACCACUGUGCCCGAGCUCGGCAAGGGCGUCACCUGCCCCGCCAUCUCCAUCCAUCGGUCCUACGGCGUGCAGAUUGGCAAGGGCAACAUCUUUGGGCGAGUGGACGUGCUUCGCAGCAUGGAAGUGCGGCUGGACUCACUCACGGUCACCGGAGUGGCGUCCUUCAACAAGUCGCCUGGAGUGAUCCGAGUGGCCCUCAGUGGGUAUGGCCCGGGACUGCUCAAAUCCAACAUUGUGAUUUCCAACAAUGAGGUGUACGGGGUGAACACCCCGAUCGUCAUGCACAAGGGAGCGGUUGGUGUAACCGUCAGGAACAACUACGUCCACAGCUUCAUUUUCGCCGGGAUUCGGAACGUGAUAGAGAACGUGGCGAUGAAGGGCACGCAGGGCUCGCUGGGGUGGACGUCGUGCUUCACAGUGACCGUCAACAACUGCCUCAAAGACCCCGGCAACUACUGGGAGGCCAUGCGCGUCAAAUACUACAACAGCACCCGCAUCAACCAA